This is a messenger RNA of Tetrapisispora phaffii CBS 4417, 1335 nucleotides long. It is a transcript of the gene AVT4, whose product is annotated as Avt4p. The transcript has a single exon. Bases 1 to 1335 code for a protein of 444 amino acids. Gene Ontology annotation, biological process: amino acid transmembrane transport. The record is from RefSeq and is a predicted model, not a curated record. Gene Ontology annotation, molecular function: amino acid transmembrane transporter activity. NCBI's taxonomy places the organism in Eukaryota, Fungi, Ascomycota, Saccharomycetes, Saccharomycetales, Saccharomycetaceae.
AUGAGUACCAAUUCAGAAAAAGGAUUUAAAAACUUAAAUAAUAAUGACACCAAGCAGAGAACAGGGACUUCAAAUUGGAAAACUUAUUUUUUAUUAUUAAAGUCAUUUGUUGGAACAGGAAGUUUAUUACUUCCUUCAGCCUUCCAUAAAGGUGGUUUGGUAUUCUCUGUCAUUCUCAUUGUUAUCUUUGGGUUAUAUUCAUAUUGGUGCUACUUCAUAAUUAUUAAAUUAAAGACUAAGGUGAAGGCCAAUACAUUCCAAGAAAUUGGUAAUAAUAUUCUGGGUCGAUGGAUGAGUUAUGUAAUUUUAGGUUCAUUGGUCUUAACACAAAUCGGAUUUUCAAGUGCCUAUAUCAUAUUUGUUGGUGAAAAUUUUAACCAAGUCGUUUACAAUAUGACCAACUACGAAUGUAAUAUUAUCUAUCCAAUUUUAUUUCAACUAGGGUUCAAUUUUGCAAUGAGUUUUAUUUCUAGAAUGGAAGUCCUAACAAUACCUGCGGUAAUUGCAAAUGUACUAAUUAUAUGUGGAAUAAUAUUAGUUAUAUCUUAUUCUUUACAUCAUUUAAUCUUAAUCUCAGAUAAAAAAAGUGAUCCUGGAGUUAUGUUAUUCUUCAACUCAAACGAGUGGACAUUAUUUAUCGGUACAGCAAUAUAUGCUUUUGAAGGUGUCGGUCUUUUGAUCCCAAUUCACAAUAAUAUGAGUUCUCCAAAAGACUUCCCAAAAAUAUUGUUGCUAGUGAUGCUAACAAUGUCAAUAAUAUUUAUUCUUAUUGGAACUUGUGGCUACUUGAGUUAUGGGGAAAAGAUAAAGGUAAUAAUUUUACAAAGUUUUGCGCCUGGGAUUUUUGUCAAUAUUAUUAUUGUUUGUUUCACAAUCGGUAUAUUACUUUCUACACCUUUGCAAUUGUUCUCAUUGACUUCAUUAUUAGAAGACUUUCUUUUUACAAAAAAAAAAAUUGCUGUAGCAGAUGAAGACUUAAAAGUAUUGGAAGAAAGUGAUAUACUAUGUUCUGAAAGUGACACGGAGGCACAAGGCACAAAGCACAUAAAUUUGAGAGUGUAUAAGAUUAUAUUAAGAUUUCUGAUAGUUACAACUGUUUGCCUUAUUGGAUACAUCACCUCUGACAAACUGAAUAAAUUAGUAGCAAUAGUUGGUUCUCUAGCAUGCAUUCCUUUGGUAUAUAUAUAUCCACCGUUGUUAAAUUUAUAUGAAUGUAGUUUACCGGGGAUAAUUAAAAAUAAUUGGAGCAUAUUACCGUUUGUUUUUGAUCUAUUCCUUAUUAUUUCGGGACUUUGUGGGAUGAUGUAUACUUCAUACAGGAGCGUUAUCCUUUAG